AUGGCGACCGACAAGAAAGUCACCGAGGUUACAACUGCAGAGCCUACCUCUUCAGACUCGUUCCAUUCAACAGACAACAACACGGUAAUGGACAAUGCAAAUGGAAAACGGCCGCCACCGUUGCUCGCUAAGCUGAUCGCCGUGUUUGUUAUUUCCUGCAUCAGUUUCGGGUCCCACUGGAGCAGCGGCGUUGUAGGAGCGAUGAAGAGUACUUUGAAGAAGCAAAUGCACAUCACGAAUACUCAAUUCUCGUUACUUGAAGCCAGUGAGAACUUUAUGGCUACCGUCCUUCUUCUACCGGGUGGUAUUGUGACCGACAGAGUAGGAGGUGCUCGGAUGAUUGUUUAUGGCAAUAUCGUGUACACCAUUGGAUCCAUACUGGUGGCUGCUGCAACCACAGUUCGAUCCUUCAAGUUCAUGGUCGGCGGAAGGAUCAUCCUCUCCCUUGGUGACAUUGCUACCCAAACGGCACAGUACAAGAUGUUCUCGUCGUGGUUUCCUCCAAGCAAUGGAUUCGCCUCGACCCUUGGUUUUGAACUGGCAAUUGGCAAAAUUGGAGGGUUUGUAGGAAAGUCAACAGCAAACAUCAUCGCUAAGAAUACCGGUAAUUUUGCUUGGGUCUUUUGGACGUCCGUCUUCAUGAACCUUUUCACGAACGCAGCAACUUGCUUCUUCUGGCUAUUCAAUCGUUAUUGCGAGAAACACUUCCGUGGUCGCGAAGACAAGGCAACCCAGGAAACUCUGACCGAAAAGAACAAGAAGUUCGAACUCCGCAAGAUGUUUCAAUUGCCGUGGAUGUUUUGGGCUAUUCUCGCCUUCUCGAUGUUCCAGACUAGCACAGCCAGUGUCUUCAGCUCGAACGCCACAGAGUUAGCUGAGAAGAGAUUCAAUGUCGAUGCGAUCACGGCGGGAUGGUACAGCUCUUUAGCCCAAUAUGCAGGUUUCUUCCUUGUACCCUGCUUGGGAGUUUUUACUGACAUCCUCGGCCAUCGUGCCUCUGUUCUAUGUGUGUGCGGUUUGGGGAUCUUUAUCGCCAUGGUAUUGGUGAACUUCGCCGAGUCCAAACAAGGCACAGCCGCGGCAUUCGGUAUGUACGCGGUUGCGGUUUCACUGGGUCCAACAUCUAUCAUCGACGGCAUCCGUACGACUCUUUGGCAUCAGUCGGUCUUUGGCUCUGCGUACGCACUAAAGGUUACCAUGAAUAACGCGUAUGAACCCUUAAGAAUGCAAGGACUAACCAAUGGUUUUAGAAUGACGAUUAUUAUCGGCAUCAUUACAGGUGCACUUCAAGAUGCUGAUAAUGAUUCCUACCGUCGAUCCGUGCGGGUCUACCUCUUUCUGGCCAUCUGUUGCGCGAUUGUUUCGAUCGUCCUCCUGAUCGGUUCCAUUAUCGGUCGGGAUCUUGCUCCUCUGCAAUGGACCCGCAAGCGACGCCUGGCCACCGGAGCUGAGUACAUCGGCAAGCUUCGGGAACAUCAUCUGGUGACACACUACCAGCACUUACCUGACAAGAUCGCCGGGGACACCUUGGUGCCAAUGCGUCUUCCGCCCGAAAUCAUUCAACUCAUUAUUGAGUCUAUCAUCCCUCCAGAUCCGCCGGUGGCGUAUCCCGACUUUUCAGGAGAAAUCGAUACCUUGGUCAACUUGACAUUGGUUUCGCGAUUUACUUGCCAGAUCGCAAGACGACUUCUCAUCAAUCACUGUCUUCUUAUUGACGAUGAAUGGUUAUUGGGGCAACUGCUCGAAUGUGAGCCACCAGAACUUGUCAACCGAAGGCCAAAUGAUACGGGGGCACAAGUACAGAAAAGUACUGCAGCUGGCCUUGUACUGGUUUUGGAUGAGCCAGAUAGGCCCCCGGUUGCGAGAGAUAUCGAAACGCUCUCGUUUCACCUUUGUCACCGCUUGACCAGGCUGGUGAUUGAUUUACCCCUGCGCUUCUAUAACCCGUCAAUCCCCGAGUUGGAGGUGCGCCCCAUGCUACGCGAAGCGUUCAAGCGCUUGACGCUAUUAGAGGAAUUCUGUUCAGCUGCAGACGACCUUUGCCUUGAUACGCAAAAGCUACCCUACAUUUGGGAGACCCCUUCCGACCAGCUGGAGGAGGCGGAUUAUGAACCAGCGGUGUGGUCACUAUGGCCUCGUCUGCGCCGUCUUGCCCUGUGCGAAGUUGAUGUCACAUCCAUGCAAUUCAUCGGGGGACUCCGCCGGUGUUCGAACUUGACACACCUGGUCCUUGUUGCACCUUCUGGCUUGGAUCGCGAUGUUCGGUCUGGCUGGCAGUCAACUGACUUCUUGCCCUCACUCGAACGGCUCCUGAUUGCAGAUUCAGCCGAUGAGUUUGAGAUGGUUAAUGGCAAGGACCAUCUCGGGGAUGACAAAGGCUUUGUACGGCAACUCUUUCAGUGCUACAAGUCACGACAGUUGGGAAAGCAGAGAUACUAUUCCAAAGACGAGGAAAGUGUUGAGUUCGACUCGCUCGUCAAGAAAAUAGCUUUUCCCGUGCCAAACUAUCGUAAGGGAGAUGACGAUAUCAUCUGCCACGGAUGGCUCCUCGAUGCCAGUAUAGACGGAACUAUCUGGACUGAACCAUAUGGUAUCGGGAGUCGAUACAUGUUAGCAAGAAAUACAUAUACCACGUGA
Aspergillus eucalypticola CBS 122712 is the source of this 2637-nucleotide messenger RNA. Its product is annotated as putative MFS transporter. Bases 1 to 2637 code for a protein of 878 amino acids. The record is from RefSeq and is a predicted model, not a curated record. Lineage: Eukaryota; Fungi; Ascomycota; Eurotiomycetes; Eurotiales; Aspergillaceae. Gene Ontology annotation, biological process: transmembrane transport. Gene Ontology annotation, molecular function: transmembrane transporter activity. The transcript has 9 exons.